Molecule: messenger RNA, 966 nt
Organism: Coniosporium apollinis CBS 100218
Lineage: Eukaryota; Fungi; Ascomycota; Dothideomycetes
Exons: 3
Coding region: 1-966 (321 amino acids)
Molecular function (GO): oxidoreductase activity, acting on the CH-OH group of donors, NAD or NADP as acceptor
Source: RefSeq, a predicted model, not a curated record
AUGUCCUUCUUCCUCCGCACCCGGCCCUCCUCAUCCCUCCUCACCAACGCCCUCCGACCCCUCCGCACAUUGCCCCCUCCGCGCUCAUCCCGCACGAUCCACACGCCGCCCAACUUCUCCGGCCUCAACUGCGUGAUCACAGGCGCCUCGCGUGGCAUCGGCCACGCCAUAGCCAGCCACCUCGCCUCGCUGAGAGCCAGCUGCUUCCUAGUCGGCCGCGACGAAGCGACGCUCUCCUCCGCCGCCGCCAACCUCACCGCCUCGCUCGCACGCCCAGAAUGCACGCCCGAUAUCAGCUACAUAGUCAUUGACGAUGUCGCGUCCACAAAGUCAUGGGAGGAGAUUGCCAAGGCGUGUCCGCGCCCGCAUAUCGUGGUCAAUGCGGCGGGCGUGAGCCAGAACCAGGUGUUUCUAAGGACGGGCGCGGAGGAGUGGGAUAAGGUGCUGAAUACGAAUCUUACGGGGACGAUGCUGGGGUGUAGGUAUGCGGCGCGGCAGAUGCUGCGGAUGAAGAGUGGGGGGUGUAUUGUCAAUAUUUCGUCUUUGCUGGCGAUUAGGGGCGGGAAGGGCGCUGUGGCUUAUGCGGCUAGCAAGGCGGGAGUGUUGGGUUUGACGAGAGCACUGGCGGAAGAACUGGGACCAAAGGGUAUACGCGUGAACGCGAUUGUGCCGGGGUAUAUCGAAACGGAUAUGACAGCAGCAAUGAACCCUGCCGUAGUGAAGUCUGUCCGUGACAGAAUACCGCUCCAGCGCUUCGGCACCGUUGAUGAAGUUGCUGAAGCAGCGGUGUUCCUCGCGACGAACAAGUACGCAAAUAACUGCGUCAUCACUCUGGAUGGGGGUAUGAGCGCUGCGGUGAGCACCUCUUUGAACGCCAACGCCAAGAUGAUCUGUUUUGAUUCUGAUGCAUUCCAGUUGUCCGAUCCGCCCAAGGGUGGUAGCAGCCAGGUGGUUGAUCCGCACUGA